Messenger RNA from Colletotrichum costaricense, 672 nucleotides. RefSeq lists its product as uncharacterized. NCBI's taxonomy places the organism in Eukaryota, Fungi, Ascomycota, Sordariomycetes, Glomerellales, Glomerellaceae. The record is from RefSeq and is a predicted model, not a curated record. The transcript has a single exon. The coding region runs from base 1 to 672 and encodes 223 amino acids.
AUGGGUAAAAGGGUAAGGGCUGGAGAGAUGAUUCUUGGCGGUAGAAAGUAUAAGCUGAAUGGGGGCAAACGUGUGGUUGACGUCCAAAAGUGUUACUCGAUGGCUAAGAGUAAGAGAAUCACAGGAAUUCCGCCGAAGUCGCAUUCUCCCCCUUCGCGUCUUCGCCCAAAUUCUAUUCCCCCUUGGCGUUCUAGCGCACGUUCCUUACACCUACGUCAGGCCAUCUCAUCAGUGCUAGGGUGUGUGCGGUCUCCUCGGGUCGUCAUUCGCCCGCGAGAAGGAGAUGAGAGAGUUGAGAGACACAAGCGCAGCACUGAGCUAGGGCGGCGGCUGGGGAGACACGGGGGGCCUAUCCACUGCAUCCUUCUCACUCUUUCGGUGUAUGAGUCCCUUUCUCGCACUUCUAUUGAGUUCUCGAGUUGUAAUAAGGCCCUGUCAACAUUUGAACUAAACCCCGCAUUCGACUCGAUCGGCAUGCCGAUUUGCUGGGCCAGCCGUGUGUCUGCGCGGGCGGCGGCCAACCCAUCUCAGGGUCCAACCAACCAUGAACCCGGCAUGGCACUUUGCCUUUUCCUUCUCUGUGACGCUGGCUCGCCCAAUGUCUGUCCUACCCUGUCUUGGGUUGUCCGAUGUUGCCUUACUUUGCCUUGCCUCUCCUCCUCGGCCUACUAG